Peniophora sp. CBMAI 1063 is the source of this 861-nucleotide messenger RNA. The record is from the annotation of a GenBank genome assembly. NCBI's taxonomy places the organism in Eukaryota, Fungi, Basidiomycota, Agaricomycetes, Russulales, Peniophoraceae.
AUGAUAGCUCCGCUAACGAACUUAACCAUUGCGACCGUGACAGUGGACCUCACGCAUGUAGUAUAUACGUGGAACCUUUCUACGACAUUCGCGCCGAAGAGCGUGGAGGUUCUCGUCGGACAACGCUUCGAUCGCUAUAGGAGUCAUGAAAAGAACUGCUUGACGACGGUCGUCGACAAGACUCUGGAUGAAGAUGUUGUGAUCUCUAUCAAGCUCGUGCAGGAGCCUGACGCUGCUUUCCCCGUGGCUCACAUCACGUUUAUGCCUUCGGCUGGUCGCCAGCGUGUCCGCGUUCCUCCGGGGUUCAAGAUCGUCCUGAAAGAGGACGCGUCCAUUCUCGUCGAACGUGUCCAACUCGAAGGAGUCAUUCCCCCGGCGCUGGCCGACGCGCAAGUGCACAACGCCAACUGCUACUGGAUUGUGCCCAAACGCGAGGACGGACGCGCCGUCAGAGAUGCGUGGCUCAUGUAUGAACUGGUCGGAAACUUAGGACCUGGCGCCCUUCUCUGGCCCGUCUUCAAGCAGCCUACCAGCAUCGACCGCGAGUCGCUCAAGGACGUCAUCACGCCGUGGUCUGUCCGCCACUUCCUUCUCAACAAGGCCCUCGACGACACGAGGAACCCCAUUACGGUGAUCAACCACGUUGAGAAGCGUUUCCGUGUCGAGCACGCGCGCAAACGGUUCAGUUUUGGCAAUAUCGACCGCCUUAUGGUCAUGGCCGGAGCCCCUGGGGAACGUCGCGAGGAUGUUGAAUUUGGCGCGAAGCUGGUUAUGGCCGCGUUGAACUCGGGAGUGGUCACGGACGCGGUGUAUGAGGAGACUCUCGCAGACGCUUAUGCGAUGGGCAUGCUGGGCGUGUAG